Gymnogyps californianus (California condor) is the source of this 3699-nucleotide messenger RNA. RefSeq names its product lipoprotein lipase (gene LPL). NCBI's taxonomy places the organism in Eukaryota, Metazoa, Chordata, Aves, Accipitriformes, Cathartidae. Gene Ontology annotation, biological process: lipid metabolic process. The transcript is spliced from 10 exons. The record is from RefSeq and is a predicted model, not a curated record. Gene Ontology annotation, molecular function: apolipoprotein binding; lipoprotein lipase activity. The coding region runs from base 93 to 1568 and encodes 491 amino acids.
UUUUUAAAAAACAAAAACUUAAUUUUUUUUUUUUUUUAAUCUCGCACCGAAACUUUUCUGCCGCGGCAGAGCGCAGGGAGAGAGGAGGCGAGAUGGGGAGGAAGGCGCUUCUGGCUGUCGUCUGCCUCUGCCUGCGCUGGGUGGCUGCUCUCGGCGCGCCUCCGGCCGCUGCCAGCGCAGAAGCUGAGACCAAUUUCGAGGGAAUUGAGAGCAAAUUUUCCUUACGGACGCCUGCAGAGCCUGAUGAGGAUGUCUGCUACCUGGUUCCUGGGCAGGUGGACAGCCUGGCACAGUGCAACUUCAACCAUACCAGUAAAACGUUUGUGGUGAUCCAUGGGUGGACGGUGACAGGAAUGUAUGAAAGUUGGGUCCCGAAGCUGGUGGAUGCUCUAUACAAGAGGGAACCUGAUUCAAACGUCAUUGUGGUGGACUGGCUAAUUCGAGCUCAGCAGCACUACCCAGUGUCCGCUGCAUACACUAAGCUGGUGGGAAAGGAUGUCGCUAUGUUUAUUGACUGGAUGGAGGAGCAAUUCAAUUAUCCUCUCAACAAUGUGCACUUGCUGGGGUACAGUCUAGGUGCUCAUGCUGCUGGGAUUGCUGGGAGCUUGACCAAGAAGAAGGUGAACAGAAUUACUGGGCUGGAUCCAGCUGGUCCUACCUUUGAGUAUGCUGAUGCCCUCACCCGCCUCUCCCCGGAUGAUGCUGACUUUGUGGAUGUCCUACACACCUACACUCGAGGCUCUCCAGACCGCAGCAUUGGGAUCCAGAAGCCUGUUGGACACAUUGAUAUUUAUCCUAAUGGUGGAGGUUUCCAGCCAGGUUGCAACUUGGGAGAAGCACUCCGUCUGAUUGCUGAAAAAGGCUUUGCAGAUGUGGAUCAGCUGGUGAAAUGCUCCCAUGAACGAUCCAUCCACCUCUUCAUUGACUCCCUCCUCUACGAAGAAAAGCCCAGCAUGGCCUACCGCUGCAACACAAAGGAGGCCUUUGAGAAGGGUCUCUGCCUGAGCUGCCGGAAGAACCGCUGCAACAAUUUGGGUUACAAGGUCAACAGAGUGAGAACGAAGAGAAACACCAAAAUGUACUUGAAGACCCGUGCUCAGAUGCCCUAUAAAGUCUUUCAUUACCAGGUCAAGAUCCAUUUCUUUGGGAAGACUAAUACAACCAAGACAAACCAGCCAUUCCUUAUCUCUCUCUAUGGCACUCUAGAUGAGAGUGAGAACAUCGCUUUCACACUGCCUGAAGUCUCCUCAAACAAGACCUUUUCCUUCCUGAUUUACACAGAAGUGGACAUUGGUGACCUGCUUAUGCUGAAGCUGCAGUGGGAGAAAGACACCUUCUUCAGCUGGUCAGACUGGUGGACUCCUUUUACAUUCGACAUCCAGAGAGUCAGAGUGAAGUCAGGAGAAACUCAGAAAAAGGUGGUGUUCUGUUCUCGAGAUGGCACCUCGCAUCUCAGUAAGGGAGAAGAGGCAGCAAUAUUCGUGAAAUGCUUGGAGCAGCCUGUCAACAGGAAGAGAGGAGGUGCCAAGAAAGCCUCUAAAGAAAAUUCUGCUCACGAAUCUGCUUAAGUGACAAGAAUGGAUAUUUUCCACACUGGGGAGGAGGAGAGUCUGUUCAUCCCUGUGGACUGGAUGUUCAGAACCAAAUAUAUAGAAAUAUUUAUCCGCUGCUGGCUUUUUGCCUGCUAUUCCUAGCUACCUUAGGAGACUUCUUGUAAGGAAGUCUCAGCAUACAAAGUUACUAACCAUAAAGAUACAUUAUCUAAAUACUUAAAAACAAAGAAACCUGCAAAACGACUUGCCAAAGGCUUGAGUGCUGGGAAGGAAUAAGUAGUUUUGCUUAAUCAUGGUGCCUUGUGACAAGGUUUCUUGACAUCAAAUCCUCUAUAGCAAUUUUGUAGUAUUUAUUGAAAAGAAGCAAAGCCCUGUACCUGGCUUUUCUUUCUUUUCAGGAGUCUUCUGAAACUGGACAGGUUUUUUUCUGGCUUGGCUAACUGAAUUUUCAGACAGUUCAGUGGCUAGAGUUCAUUGUCUUCAAGUGUGUGUUUAGCAAAUGAGUAGGUUUUUCAUGUGAAAAAACACCUUUGUGUGUAUUAAUAAAAGGUGUCAGGGACUGACUUAAUAUGGGGAUGAAUUUUCUAGUUUGUGGUUAUGAAUGUGUUUUACUGGGCGUAGAUGCCAGUGCCGCUUAGCAAUAGGUAUGAUCUGUUAAGCUAUAUACUUCUAUGCAGCUUACCCUGGAAUAAAUAGCAGUUGUAGAAGACAGCAAUACCAGUGUCCUAUGCAGACAUUCAACUUUUCAUCUGUGCUUUCAUUUCUUGAAAAUGAAAGCAUCUAGCCUCCAACAUGAUGUGAAGAAGGAACUGCAAAGGAAUUGAGCUACCAGAAACUGCAGGAAACGGAUUUUUUUUUUUUACUUUUUUCCCACCACUGGCUUGCAUCCUGUAUGCCAAAACUGUGACAGUUUCUCUGCUCUUUGACACCGAAUGUCAGUCAUGCAGCUGAGUGGCUGCUGUAUGCAGUCUUCAGUGCAAGUGAAUCCACUUGACAGGUGACAAGCAUGCUCAUGCUUCCCUGUACUGGAAUUGUGACUGGAAGUGACCCACCUUGGUUUGUUGCUUGGCUGUGAUACAGUGCUAGGUCCUAGGAGCUGCUUGGUUUUCUGACAUGAGGUGGAAUUCAGCAAGGAGCUGUGGUAGUUAAAAGGAGCCUGAUUGUGUGAUGCACAAGAAUGAACGCUCUGAAAAACACUUGAAUUAGACAUGCUGCAAGUUGCCAAAAGUAGAUAUAUUGAAGGCAUUCUGCUUCCCCUUUUUUAAGUAACGUAGUUUUUCUAGUGCUCUGAAAGGUUCAGUAGCCCUCUUUUAGCUUUCUGGAAGAUAAACAAAAUACCGGGGAGGCAGAAGGGCUUGAAGGUAGACACUUGGAGAAGUAUAAUGUGAGCUAUUGAUGCUGGUUUUUGUAGUCUUUUCCUGCAUAUGCAAGACAGUGUGGAGGUGGUGAUUUCUCCAAUAUCAUCCAAUCUUGAAAGCAAAAUCAACUUGUAUGUGUUUAUGUGCAUAGUUUGGGUUUUUUCCAGCUGUGGCUGCUAGUAUGUUUGGGGAUAAAAGUCUUAAACAGUGCAAUAUGUUGGAAUAUUAAUAGCUCUGAAAUUGCUCACAUUUGAUUUCCUAACCCUUAAACUACAGCAGAGAUGUGAUGAGUCACUGAGGGUGGGGUUGAGUAUUGAGCCACUGCAUUUGAGACCUUUAAAAAUAAAUAUAAUGAUUUAUUCCCUAUAGACUUCACAUUUUGUUGCAAUUUUCUCUUAAGAGUUAAGUUCUUUGGAAAUAAAAUGAACAGGUGUGCUCUUAAUACAGGAUCAAAUACAAACACAUACAGAACUUGGAUACAAAAUAGUGAAGGUUCUUGUACAUGAGGACACAUGAUUUAGCUUUGGAUGUUAUUUAUUAGCUGUAAAUAAGAUAUUUAUGUGUGUAAGGGUAGUUUGUAUAUAUUGCUGAAGUUGCUGACAGUCUCUACAUUAAUACAGUUGUGUGGUAUUAAUCCUGUAUAUAGCUUUCAGAGAGAUUUUUAUCAACAAACCACUUACACUGCAUUAUUUCCUAUGUGGUUAAUACUUUUUUUAAAAAAAAAAAAGCAAGCUCCUCAGUUUUGUACAGAAUGGAAACCUAUGGUUUUAAUAAAAUUCUGAAACUGA